Diversispora eburnea is the source of this 918-nucleotide messenger RNA. NCBI's taxonomy places the organism in Eukaryota, Fungi, Glomeromycota, Glomeromycetes, Diversisporales, Diversisporaceae. The record is from the annotation of a GenBank genome assembly.
UUUGAUUCUUAUAAAUUGGAUAUUUCAAUUGAAUUUAAAUUGGCCAUUCAUUUAUUAAGAGGGCAUGAGAAAGUUAGAAUAUUAUUUAAUAAAGCUGAUAUGGUUGAUAGACAACAACUAAUGUGUGUGUUAUUAAUUGAGGCUGAACAAAAAGAUCUGUUGAACAAUUUACGUGAUUUACCUUGUAAUGCAACUAUCAGAAAGAUCAAUAACAUAGUUAAAAGAGUGAGAUUAGCAAAGGUACAUGCUUACAUUAUUGGACAUUUAAAGAAAGAAAUGCCAGCCAUGUUUGUCAAUUAUACCACAAUUCAAUUAAUGAACAAAUUAUUUUCAAAUCGUUUUCAUUUUCCGGAUCAGCCGCCAAACGAAGACAAUCAAGAGUCUUCUGGUUAUAAAUUUCAACGAGAAUAUAACGGCGAUGUAUCUAUAAUUGACAUAAGCUAUCCCGAACAUGGUUUGGUUGCGGGAUUACUGCAACGAUACUUCAAUGCUCCAAGCAAUAAUAUUAUUGUCUACCCUUCAAUAAUUUUUGGUAUUGAUGAAUUUCAUGAUAGUCCUUCUGAAACUGGUGAAUUAAUUGCAGCAGAUGUUUCUGUAUAUACAAAUGCAAAUAAUGUCCAACAUCCCCGUAUACCAUAUUCAGGCCCUCCUCCAGGAAACAAAACCGGUUGGCCACAUUUGCGAAUUGCCUGUGAGGUAGGCAUCCUUCAGUCCACUGAAAAAUGGACUACCAAUAGCGGUGCUUCAGGAGUCAAUAUUCCAAUUGCACAAGUCUUCUGGGAUCCUGCACUUCCACUUUCACCUGCAGCUGAAUAUGUGCCAGAUGUUCCUGCUCCUCUUGUAAAUGGCCCUGUUAAUUUUACUAUUGAUUUAUAUCAAGUUCAACAAUUAGUUUUAUGUGAACAAGAUAAUACAUAA